Messenger RNA from Folsomia candida, 1971 nucleotides. RefSeq lists its product as uncharacterized. The coding region runs from base 36 to 1469 and encodes 477 amino acids. The record is from RefSeq and is a predicted model, not a curated record. Gene Ontology annotation, molecular function: protein binding. Lineage: Eukaryota; Metazoa; Arthropoda; Collembola; Entomobryomorpha; Isotomidae. The transcript has 10 exons.
CUGCCUACAUAUUAUUGUGUCUAUUCAAUUUCUUUAUGUUUUUGGUCUUUUUCUUUAGCUGGUUGAUUUGCUCUCAUCAUUUUUAUUUUAUUUUUAUAUUUUUAAAGCUUUUAUGUUGCAUUUUCUUCAAGUUUUUAACCAUGAUGAUGAGCACUGCUAAUAAGACUGGUACAUCUACCGGAAGUGUGGAAAAUGGAUGGUCCAAGUACGUCGUUUUCCUUGUGGGACCUGAGAAAGAAAAAAUGUUUGGUCUCAAAUCCCAGCUAAUCGCAAAGUCGCAAGCGUUCUCAGAGAUUGUCUACGCCCAAGAGGAAGUUGAGCAUCCGGAGUACGCUGCAGCCUCGUUCGGCAUCUUCCUUAAGUAUAUCAACUCUGACAACCUGUGUUUCGCCGAGAGUCAUGUUUGUGACCUACUGAAACUCGCAUUUGUGUACGAGAUUCCCCACAUAACGAACAAGUGCAGAGAAUUUGCAAAGGCAACCCUGUCACUGGAAAAUUGUCUAAAAUAUCACCUCUCCGCCAUGCUCUAUGAAUUGGAUGAUCUUCAAACUCUCUCGUUUCGUUUUAUGAUCAAACAAGGACCAGCAUUUCUCCAUCAUCCAAAUUUUUUAAAGUUGGAUGCCCUUACUUUGGGAAGCAUAAUAAGUAGGGACGAUUUCAUGGUUUUGGAAAUUGAUCUUUUUGUCCGACUUUUAGCUUGGGUAGAAGCAGAAUGUCAUCGCUUACACUACCCUUCAGACAAGAAAGAGUUUAAUCGUCGCGUAUGUGGAAAUCUUUUUCAACACGUCCGAUUCACCAUGAUGGGUGCAAAAGAGUUUAGCAAUGUGGUGAUACCCACAGAAAUUUUGAGUAAAAAAGACAUCGAUGCUAUUCUACUCAGACAUUCGACACCGUGGCAGCUGUGGCCGACUUUGCCCUCGUCGCCGUAUAUUGAACGACCACGUGUACUUCGACCCUUAAUAAAUGUUCCUCUUUACAACCAAGUUCAAUACAGUUAUCGACGGGUCCAUUGCCCAAAUGCACAAGAAAGUUUGAGGUUCCUAGCAAGUCACGACAUUUACUUGGCUGGGAUUGAAUUUUUUGGGCCAAUUUUAAACGGACCUUUAACAUCGUACAAAAUUAAAUAUCGUUUGGAAAAUGAAUUCAUGAGUUUCUAUUACAAGACACCAUCAGAAUCGGCAAGCCUUUUAACUGCGCACGAUUUUGAAGUGGAAUUCCCUCAUCCAAUGAAGAUUACUGCACAAAUUCCCUAUAAGCUAGUUGUCUGUUUGGAGGGUCAAAUUAGCCAGUUUGCUCUGUUUCCGGUACCACAAGCGGUAGUUAUGUACAACAACAAUCAAAUUUCCAUUCAUAUGUCCGACAACCAGAAAGAAACGUGGGGAUCGAAUUAUCACAUCAAUUUCAACAUGGACCAACAACCUGAAUCUCCAGGCAUUAUCAAGUCACUUCUUUUUCAAACCAUGGAUUGACAACGGAACUCAAUUUAUAAAGUCAUUAUAUUUUUCUCAUAUGUUAUCGGUAUCAUGUACACUUACGACUACUUUUAAUUUCUCAAAAUGGGGCAUUUGUCAGAAAAUGUCCUUUUAACUUUAACCUUAGUUGGUUUUAUUUUUAUUUUUGGUUUUUAACGCAAUGUUUUAAAUUAUGUUCGUCUGAAGGCAGAUACUUCUACUCUAAAUAGAAUAUACUCGUACAACUACACUGACAAUGUGCAUAUCCAGCGCAUAAAAAAUGUACACUGUCAAAUUAUUGGGAGUUUAAAAAAAUUAUUACCUUGUAUGUAGGCUAUUAUUUUGUAUGCAGAACUCGUAUUUGAAAUCGUCUCAGUGAUUUUGGUAAUGAUCAUGACUUGAGUAAAAAUUUUGCUUUUGAUACACCAAUUUAAAAUAUCCUGAUAUUAUCAAUCAUAAUGUGUAAAGUUUUUUGCAGAUCGAAAUUCAAUGAAAGAAUAAAACAUGUAUUUACCAUGUA